CAGUCAGGGAUGCAACACACAAUGUGGACCUCAGACCCUACUCAUCAAGUACUAUCCCUCAUAACAGCUCCUCCUUUUGCCCUUUUUGUCAUCUCUACUAGGACUUUCUUCAAGCUUGAAGGAAUGGCAACAGUCAUACCUUGGAAGCAUUGGGGCCUUUCAAAUACUCAUGUUUUUGAGUGGCAGGACUUGGACUGCAACUUCAUGAUCAGUAUUAGUGGGAGUCGAGUCUUGAAGGCAUUCCCCACAGCACAUAUGAUGGACUCAAAUGAUGACCUUCCUGUGGAGUAUAGAUUGCAUAGUAUGAUGGACUUCAGUCCAUUAGCUGUUGUGCAUCAGAAGAGCUUAGGACGAGUGGUGCGAGAGCCAUCCACCAUAGACCUAGAUGGACAAUUGGUGACAUCAUCUUUGCCUUGUGUUGAGGUUGUGUCAAGCACAAAGUCCACCACUAGUGAUGAUACAACCUUUUUUUGGAUGGAUGAUGAUAGAAUUUAUGUGCUUCAUGAAAGUCUCGAGGUCAUCAAAAUUUCUGAAUCUGCUUGCUGAACAAAAAUUGCUCAGCCUAGACAUUAGUACCAUACAUAGAUACAUCUGUGGUGUCGACAC
Molecule: messenger RNA, 606 nt
Organism: Suillus discolor
Lineage: Eukaryota; Fungi; Basidiomycota; Agaricomycetes; Boletales; Suillaceae
Exons: 2
Coding region: 10-546 (178 amino acids)
Source: RefSeq, a predicted model, not a curated record